AUGAACAUACCAAUGAAACCAAUGAGGCCGCCGAUGCGUUCCUCUAUAGAAGGUUUAAACCAAGAAAUCGAAGGACUGGUAUUAAAAUCAACAUCCAACACUAAUGAAGAGCAUUCUGUCGAAGAUAAGUACGCGAGAUACCGGGAACAAAUAACUCCAGAAGGUCACCGAGCACCUCUGGCAGAUCUCCUAAGACAAACCAGGAGUGUGAACACGCAGACGCCGGCAACAGACCUUCCCUCCAGUUCGUAUUCUUCAGGCCCUCCAUCUAGGAAUUCUGAGUCACCGUUGAUACCAGGUCUUAUGGAUACUUCUCGUCCACCUAGUGAUCUUCCUCAAGGUGGAAGUCGCGGAUCAACUCCGGAACAAGAGAGAGAAGGACGUUUGGGUACGUCACCACACAUCAAUAGGUUCCUUGCACGAGAACCUCCUGAUGGUUGCGAAAAAGUUAAUACGAAAUUCACCGAGGAUGUUAGACGACCGAUGAUUGAUAUCAGCAAGUUAGAUUACUGCCCGAAGCCAUGCGUUAAUUUUCAAUUGAAGCCAAGUUUGACGUCAGCUUUCCUGCCACUUCAGCAGCCGGCGAAUUCAACAUUGGUGACAAGCACCGUGUCAUCAUCAUCGCACACGACGUCGGCAACACCACCACCUCCAAAUCCAUAG
Molecule: messenger RNA, 663 nt
Organism: Cotesia congregata
Lineage: Eukaryota; Metazoa; Arthropoda; Insecta; Hymenoptera; Braconidae
Source: the annotation of a GenBank genome assembly